Xylaria bambusicola is the source of this 2532-nucleotide messenger RNA. Its product is annotated as fumarate hydratase. Gene Ontology annotation, cellular component: tricarboxylic acid cycle heteromeric enzyme complex; mitochondrion. Bases 646 to 2292 code for a protein of 548 amino acids. Lineage: Eukaryota; Fungi; Ascomycota; Sordariomycetes; Xylariales; Xylariaceae. Gene Ontology annotation, molecular function: fumarate hydratase activity. The record is from RefSeq and is a predicted model, not a curated record. The transcript is spliced from 3 exons. Gene Ontology annotation, biological process: malate metabolic process; fumarate metabolic process; tricarboxylic acid cycle.
UGCUGCCGAGCGUUUGCUUGGUGCUACCCCGCGGUGCCUGCCUCGCCUGUCUCGCCUGCCUGCAACAGCACCUUCUCUCAAAUCCAGAGCUCUGUCCAGAGCUAUCGGUCAGUAUAGGUACCUACGAAGUACCUACUUAGGGAGGAUGUAGGACUCCUUCGGGGUCUUCAUUGUUGAACCAAUACCGCUUGUAUUCUUAGUAAUAUACUAGUUAUUUGCUAGUUAGGCCAUGACCAUACAUCAGCUAUCAUUUUAUCAUGCCCUUUUUAUCGCCUGGUUACAUCUUUAGCGGCUAUAAAGUGAUUAUGCCUCAAUUAUAUAGUACCGGUACCUAGGUACCUUCCCCAGCUCACCAAGGGGCCGCCAAGGUCGGGGGUUUCCGGAUCAUUCUGCAGCGGCCGGCUGGACGGGACGGGUAGGUACGUGAAGCUCGUCGACGAAAUUACAGCCGUUAAGAGCCUUGAUUUUUUUGCGCCUUUUAUCAUCCGAAAUCCAACCGCCAGCCGACCCUACCGGCGCACCUUGAGAUCCGGGCUCGACACUCGUUGGCCGAUCGUCUAAAUAUCCAAUUGUUUCAUUCUUUUUUUCUUGUUUCAAUCUGCCGCUCCCUGCACCUCGCCCACAACGUCGCACUCUGCUGCCGUCAUGCUUCGAUCACUUCCACGAGCUCCAGCCGCCGCUGGCCGGUCCCUUGUAGGGCCGAGGAUCGCUCCACGGGCCCUUUUCACAUGUUACUCCAACGUCUCCUCAUCCGCCGCAUCGGCUGCCCCCUCCUCGUCAUCAUAUGCGGCCUCUCCCGUGAAGCCCGCCAGCUUUUCCUCCAAAUCGAACUAUCCCCUCCGCUUUCAAAGGAGUCUCCACGCCACGUCCGUCAGAAUGAGCGCCAACACCAGAACCGAGAGCGAUGCCUUUGGCGAGAUUCAAGUCCCUGCCGACAAGUACUGGGGCGCUCAGACUGAGCGAUCCCUCGAGAACUUCCGUAUCAACCAGCCCCAAGAUCGGAUGCCACCUCCCAUAGUGAGGGCCUUUGGUAUUCUGAAGGGAGCUGCUGCUACUGUCAAUAUGCGAUAUGGACUCGACGAGAAAAUCGGGAAAGCCAUUCAGCAAGCCGCUGCUGAGGUUGCCGAUCUCAAACUCAUUGACCACUUCCCCCUUGUGGUUUGGCAGACCGGCUCCGGCACGCAGUCCAACAUGAAUGCCAACGAGGUCAUUUCAAACCGAGCUAUUGAGAUCCUUGGUGGCACCAUGGGCAGCAAGAAGCCCGUUCAUCCCAACGAUCACGUGAACCGGUCUGCUUCAUCCAACGACACUUUCCCUACUGUCAUGCACAUUGCUGCUGUGCUCGAGAUCGAGGAGUCGCUGCUCCCUUCGCUUAAGAGCCUCCGUGACGCCCUUCAGAAGAAGGUCGAUGAGUUUGAUGCUAAAAACAUCAUCAAGAUUGGACGGACGCAUCUUCAAGACGCCACACCCUUGACACUUGGUCAGGAAUUCUCCGGUUAUGUUGCUCAAUUAGACUUCGGCAUUAAGCGUGUGGAGAGCUCCUUGCCUGACUUGAGGCUCCUCGCACAAGGUGGCACUGCUGUGGGAACGGGUAUCAACACGUUCGAGGGCUUUGCUGAGGGGAUUGCUGAGGAGGUCAGCAAGAUGACUGGCACAGAAUUCAAGACUGCGCCCAACAAAUUCGAGUCUCUCGCUGCCCACGAUGCUAUCGUUCAAGCUUCGGGCUCUCUAAACACCUUGGCCGCAUCGCUUAACAAGAUUGCCCAGGAUAUCCGUUACCUCGGCAGUGGCCCUCGCUGUGGCCUUGGCGAGCUUGUUUUGCCAGAGAAUGAGCCCGGAUCUAGCAUUAUGCCUGGCAAGGUCAACCCAACCCAGUGCGAGGCUUUGACAAUGGUCUGCGCCCAGGUUAUGGGCAACCAUGUUGCUGCCACGAUUGGUGGCAUGAACGGCCAAUUCGAGCUUAACGUCUACAAACCCCUUAUGAUCCGUAACUUGCUUCACAGCGUCAGACUACUAUCGGACGGUAUGCGGUCAUUUGAAAAGAACCUAGUUGAGGGUCUCCAAGCCAACGAGGAGAAGAUUGCUAGCAUUAUGAAGGAAUCGCUUAUGCUUGUUACCUGCCUUAACCCUAAGAUUGGGUAUGAUAUGGCAUCAAAGGUUGCUAAGAACGCGCACAAGAAGGGCCUCACCCUCAAGGAGAGUGCUAUGCAGCUCGAAGCCUUGACAUCGGAAGAAUUUGACACUCUGGUCAAGCCUGAGCUCAUGAUCGGUCCCAAGCCUUACAAGUCCUAAGUCACAGCAUGUUCACCUACGCUGACCGGGACAUGACGACGCUGGUUAGCACUGGAGCACUUAACCUAUACCGUGACCAUAUCUCCUGCUUUAUAAGCUGGUAGUGACCUGGCAGGACGAUAUAGUUGAAAAAGGUGCUAAGAUCUGCACAUCAUAACCUCCAUCAUGAAAAUAAGGUGUAAAAAUAGUCAUGUAAUCUACAAAAACACAAUAAAAUCUCUCAGACUAUACACGAAAAAA